AUGAAAAUUCGUAGUGCUCUGGUUUUGACAGCUUUAGCGUCUUCUCAACUAUCAACAACAUUUGAUGAAUUACCAAAAACGUUUUCACCGAAUGAAUAUCAAUAUCGUCAACAGACAAUGCCGCUUAUCAGAGAAUACACAAGUCGAGCAAAAGAUAUGGUUUACAGGUUUAAGGAAAAGGUGGGUUGUCCAGGUAUUUCUGUUUGUGUCUCCUUGUCAGGAAACAUUAUUUACCAAGAAGGUAUUGGAUAUGCUAAUGUUGAACACAUGGUACCAGUGAAUACAAAUACAGUGUUUCGAAUUGCAAGCAUUAGUAAGCCAUUCACUUCUUUAUUGGUUGGAAGAUUAUUGGAUCAACAUAAAUUGGAUCUUGAUGAGGAUAUUCGUUUGUAUUUACCUGAAUUCCCUGAAAAAAUAAUCGACAAUAAAUAUGCAAAAAUAACUGUCCGAUCACUGCUAAAUCAUACCAGCGGUAUUCGUAGUUAUAAAAAGAAUUCAGAUGGAAACAAAGUAUCGAAUUAUCCAGAAAUGUUGAGUAAUAUUCGUUUCAAGGAUACACUAAAUGCUUGUGAUAUGUUUAAAAAUGAUCCAUUAGUUCAUGAACCUAAUGUUCAAUUCACCUAUAGUACAUUUGCAUUCACAUUAUUAGCAGCUGUUAUUGAAAGGGUGUGUUUAUUAAAGGGGGGUUUAUUUGAACAAUCAUCUCCAACAGUUAAAACUGAAUUGGAUACAUCUGAUAAAAAGGGAAAGGAUACAAGUGAUAUACCAAAAUGGGCAAGAUUUGAUACUCAACUACUAAGACUAUUUAAAUAUCUUGGUUUGAAUAAUACAAGUUUGGAAUAUCCUGAAAAGAUAACAUCAUCAAGAGCUGGUCAAUAUUAUCGUUCAAAGAAAGGUGUACUUAAAAACACUCCUACAAUUGAUAAUUCAUAUAAGUGGGCUGCAUUGAUUUACAUUGGAUGGCUUGAUUCUUAUGGUAUUGUAAGACAGUCUACUUUGAAUCAAUUAUGGAAAGUCUCAUGUGUACCACCAAAUCAGAAUACAUUACCGGGAUUAGGUUGGUUUUUAGCUAGGCGUUCAGGUGACCCAGCUACCGUGGAAAAUGGUUAUCCAGAUCGAUUAUACGCAUUACACACUGGUGGAGCAGUAGGCGGUACAACUGUUCUUCUUCUUAGCUUACCUCUUUUUUUAUCAAAUGAAACAAAUAAACUGAAUAGUAAUGAUCAAAUUCUAUCUAUCAAAAACACUGAUUGUAAAGAUAAUCACAAUAAGUAUCCAACGGAUAUUAGAGUGAAAUCAGCAAAUAUACCACCAAUUAAUGUAGCUAUUCUAACUAAUUUAGAAAAUGUUUCCGGUAUCUCUGAAUUAGCGAUUCAUUUAGCUGAAUUAUUUCUAGACUAUGCUUUAAAAGAGGCCAUCUAA
Messenger RNA from Heterobilharzia americana, 1422 nucleotides. The record is from the annotation of a GenBank genome assembly. Lineage: Eukaryota; Metazoa; Platyhelminthes; Trematoda; Strigeidida; Schistosomatidae.